UGACCAGCUUCUUCUCAUCCUGGAGAUGGCGCGACUACGCCCUACUGCCCACCGCUGAGCAGAGUAUUGCGCCGCAAAAACCGGCAGAAGGAGCGUCCAGCUGCGUGCCGAGCGCACUGCUCAACCUUCCCAAGCGAUACACACGUCUCAUUGCCGCCACGUUGGUCGCCUUUGGCAUCUUCUGGUUCUUUGACCUCUCCUGGUUCAGUUUGCACUCAUGGGAGCGGAAUCCAUACCCUCACCUCCAGUACAGCGCACCACUGAUUAACCUACCGCCUCUCUACCCGGAAUACCGCAAAUACGAGGAGCGGCUCGCUGAGGAGACGGUUCGCAACGCAAACGGGACGGAAAAGUACAUGUUCUUUGCGAAUCAUGCGUAUUCGUGUGGGUGGGGGAACGUGUUGCAGGAGAUGCUGUUCAGCGAGCUGUUGGCUGUGAAGGCGAGGCGAGGGUUCGUAUGGGACGACUAUACGUGGAACCGCGACGGGCCAGAGUACUCGGAUUUCAACGGCAAGAAGAUUCCUUCUCGCAUUCCUCUGUCUACGAUGCUCUCAGGGCAUAUCCUCGGCCAAGGACCCCAUGACGGCACCAUCCCACGUUCAAUCUACAAAGAAGUUUACUAUCAAGUCUGCCCAGAGAACGAGCGGGUGUACAUUGAGCGAACGAUCGUCGAGGAGUACAUCAAGAAGAACGACUUGAAGAUCGACCUCUGGAACGAUGACGGGAUGACGAUCAUGAACGUCUGGCUGUCGGUGCUGCAGCAACCCGAGUAUGCCGACGCGCGCUGUGUGGAGGUCAAGUUUGGUAGCCAUCAAGUGUUUGAUAUCUGGCUGCUCGGGUCGACACGCCUGCAGAAUAUGUGGCCGGACCUGCGGGACUCGCCCAUUCUCAGGAACUGGGGGUGGUCGCCUCUGAUCCACAAUGCGUUCGCAAGGAACGUGCAGCUCUUCGUGUCAGCGGCCGACCUGAUCAAGCCGUCCUCUGGGAUUUUCUCUUGGUUCACAAAAUCACCCCAAUCCACCACCAACAAGCUCGAGCUCGCACUCACGAACGACACGUCGCCUCUGCCUGUUCUCGCUCUACACGUGCGCCGCGGCGAUUUCGCGGAACACUGCAAGAACCUCGCCGGCUGGACGGCACCAUACACCGGGUUCAAUUCGUUCCCAGAGUCGACCGAGCGUGACGGGUUCAUCGCCCCCCAGGUCCAGCAGCGUCGAUACAACGACCCCAAGGUGGUUUCGUCUAAUGAGGAGAGGGAGAGGAUCUACAAGAUCCACUGCUACCCUGAUGCCCAGCAGAUUGUCAAGCGUGUGAGGGAGGUUGUGAAGGAUUAUGAGGCGUUCGUUGAGGAGCAGGAGAAGAGCCUCGAAACCCGUUCACCACACAGCAAGGUCCUCGUACCGGGCAACAGGCGCCUCAACAAGGUCUACGUCAUGACGAACGGCGAUCGCGAGUGGCUGAAGGAGGUCAAAGCCGCGCUGGAGGCUGAUGCUGAAGCGUCGAAGGCAAAGACUGGCGGCGAGGACGGGUGGGAUUUCGAGUGGGCAUGGGAGGGCGUACAUACGAGCCGCGAUUUGGACCUUGGAUGGGAAGAGAAGCCCGUCGCGCAGGCCCUCGAUAUGUUCGUUGCACAAAGGGCAGAGCUAUUUGUCGGCAAUGGGGUCUCGAGUUUAACUGCGAACAUUGUCAUGCUGCGGAUGAACAACAACUUGAACGCCGUCCAGACCCGUUUCUGGUGAG
Molecule: messenger RNA, 1740 nt
Organism: Cyclocybe aegerita
Lineage: Eukaryota; Fungi; Basidiomycota; Agaricomycetes; Agaricales; Hemipholiotaceae
Source: the annotation of a GenBank genome assembly